UAUGGCAGCAAGUGUGUUUUUCCUGCGAGAGAGGCGGCGGCCUGCAGGCCCGACCUUAUCUCGCCCAGAGGGGAGGAUGUGGUCAGCGCCCGGGGGGCUUUGUCAAUGGUUGCACUGCACUGGUGCUGCUGUUGCGGCAUGGAGCCCAUUGUUACCGCCGGGCUCAGAAACUGUCUGCGAAACCUCACUCUCCGGGGGAGGUAUAAUAACAGCCCCUCAACGUCUGCUCGGCAUAUUUGUCGGCCGAUUCAUACCCAGCCAUGGACACGCAGUCUGAUUUGGACGUGAUCUUAGAGUUCCUGGAGGAGUACCAUAGGCACAACACCGUAAGCGGCGAGGAGGCGUCGUACUGGGGUGCGGGUGUGCAGGAGGAGGCAAAGAGUGCUGAGGACACCACUUGGACACAAUUCUGUUGGCCUUGUCAACCUCAUAGCAUCCAAGCUUCCGCUCAUCCGCCGACCUGCGAGCCCUCAGCAGCACCCUUCAGCCAAAUAACGGCCACGGGACCAACGCACGGCCCGCAGCCAGACUUUGUGUCAUCGAGACAACUAGCCAAACAUCAGGCAGCGGAGGCUGGCAGCGGUAGGAAAGUCCGUCUGUUCCACUUCCUGUUCGAGAUGCUGGAGAACCCGGCCAUGGCCCACUGCGUGUCCUGGGUGCCGGCGGCCGAGGGCGUUUUCCGCUUCUCCGCCCGCAACAAGGACCAGCUGGCGGCACUGUGGGGGCAGAGGAAGGGCAACAAGAGGCCGAUGACGUACCAGAAGAUGUCCCGUGCCCUGAGGAACUACGCGCGGUCCGGCGAGAUUUUCAAGGUGAAAAAGAAGCUGACGUACCAGUUCAGCGAAAAGACCCUGAAGCUGCUUCACAGGCGUCACCAUGGAGACGUGACAUGCAAGCCACAUGUGUAAACUUUUUCUUGUUCCAUUUGUGUUUCUGUUACACUUGUGCUGUCCAAAAACAGUUAUUAUGCUUUCAAUGUUAAUAAUGUUUUAUUAUUCACAUGCUGUAAAAAAUAAAAGUCUGUUGCUUUUACACUAAAAAA
Nerophis ophidion (straightnose pipefish) is the source of this 1042-nucleotide messenger RNA. It is a transcript of the gene spi2, whose product is annotated as Spi-2 proto-oncogene. Gene Ontology annotation, molecular function: DNA-binding transcription factor activity, RNA polymerase II-specific; sequence-specific DNA binding. The record is from RefSeq and is a predicted model, not a curated record. Gene Ontology annotation, biological process: regulation of transcription by RNA polymerase II; cell differentiation. The coding region runs from base 261 to 908 and encodes 215 amino acids. The transcript is spliced from 5 exons. Gene Ontology annotation, cellular component: nucleus. NCBI's taxonomy places the organism in Eukaryota, Metazoa, Chordata, Actinopteri, Syngnathiformes, Syngnathidae.